Messenger RNA from Melampsora larici-populina 98AG31, 4920 nucleotides. Its product is annotated as putative aminophspholipid translocase. Bases 1 to 4920 code for a protein of 1639 amino acids. Gene Ontology annotation, molecular function: ATP hydrolysis activity; magnesium ion binding; ATPase-coupled intramembrane lipid carrier activity. Gene Ontology annotation, biological process: phospholipid translocation. Gene Ontology annotation, cellular component: plasma membrane. The transcript has 12 exons. Lineage: Eukaryota; Fungi; Basidiomycota; Pucciniomycetes; Pucciniales; Melampsoraceae. The record is from RefSeq and is a predicted model, not a curated record.
AUGGAUCGUCAUCAAUCGUCAUCAAACCAUCAAAUUCCACUCUCAACACUCCAUCGUCAAUCACCCUUCCUCAAGAAACUCGAUAAACUUACUACCUUUGACAUCUCUAACAUCUUUCAACCUCGUCUCGGUCCUCGUUUACCUCGUCUAGUCUCAAUCAAUUUACCACUACCUAACACUGCAUGGAAAUCAGAUAAACACAACCAACCUAUCAUCGGUAAACCACUACCAUCUUGGCUUUACCCGAGUAAUCAGAUUAGGACUGCCAAAUAUUCGCUCAUCACUUUCAUUCCGCGUAACUUACUCGAACAAUUCAGGAGGAUCGCAAACGUUUUCUUCCUUAUUCUCGUCAUCCUCCAAUUCAUCCCCAAAUUCUCUCAAGUCUCCCCUAUCUUGGCAUGUCUUCCACUACUCGUCGUACUAGGCGUAACGGCCGCCAAGGAUGCCUACGAGGAUGUAAAACGACAUCAAGCGGAUUCUAAUACUAACAAACAAGUCGUUCACAUCUUGAGAUCAUCAGCAUCAUCGCCUUCGUCUGACUAUCUCAAUCCAAACUUGACGCAACCGAAGCAGAGUCCCUUUAAAUUCAAGUGGCUUCAAAGAAAACCCGAAGGUAACAAAGAUGCUGCCCUCCUCGCAAGCGAAUUACAACCUCAGGCUUCAAUUCCAGACGGACCCACAAUCGUAAAGAAACAUUGGUGGGAUCGAAAAGUGAAAGUUUCAAAGUCACCGGAUAAACUUGAGAAAUUGCAUACUGGUCAUUCGUCUCUACCUUCUCGUCUUGACCGCGAUCUUCAAUCCCCUGUUUCGCUAAAUCGUCCGCAUGAUCAUCAUCAACACCGGGAAGUUAAAUUCAGAAGAUCCGCAUGGGAAGAUUUGAGAGUUGGAGAUCUUGUUAGGCUUCGAAAUGAUGAAGCCGUACCUGCCGAUAUCAUCAUCUGUUCUACUUCUGAUGAGGAAGAGAACGUGUGUUUCAUUGAGACGAAGAAUUUGGAUGGCGAGACUAACCUCAAAUCACGUCAUGCGAUCAAAGAACUCAGCCAUCUACGCUCGGUCUCCGACUGUCUCAAAACUCAAGAUCCUAGAAAUCGAUUUGUCAUUGAGAGUGAGGCACCGGAUCCGAAUCUAUUCAAGUACAAUGCUGCUCUCAUCUUCCCCGAAAUCAAACCGAAUUCCGUCAAGUCCCAGUCGCUUGAACCAACCGAGAAAUCCAAAGAUGGACACGAUGCAUUACGCGUGGCUGUCAAUCUCAAUACCAUGUUGCUGAGGGGUACCGUUGUUCGUAAUACAGACUGGGUGAUUGGAGUAGUGGUAUUCACUGGGCCUGACACGAAGAUCAUGAUGAAUUCGAGUGGAACCCCUUCUAAACGAAGUAAAGUCGAACGUCUCAUGAACCCCAUGGUUUUCAUCAACCUUGGUAUCCUUGCCCUCAUGUGUCUUUUCAACGGAAUCGGUACACAUCUUUCAGAAAGGUACUACUACGAUCGUAAUUCGUAUUGGACUGUUUAUUCAGAUUCGUCUGAUGAUAAUCCGAAUAUCAACGGCGCCGUAGGAUUUGCAAAUGCCAUGAUCACCUAUCAGAAUAUCGUACCCAUCUCUCUUUACAUCUCGAUUGAAUUUGUCCGUACAAUGCAAGCGCUGUUCAUCUGGGCCGAUGAUCACCUUUAUUAUCGUCCAACCAAGAAACGUACAAUUGCUAGAUCCUGGAAUCUUUCUGACGAUCUUGGACAAAUCCAAUACAUUUUCAGUGACAAAACUGGAACACUCACCCAAAACUUGAUGCAGUUUCGACAAUGCUGCAUUGGUGGCAAGGUAUAUAGUGGAAUAGAUCGAUUAGGACCGAUUGUAGAAGAAGACGAGGAUGAGACCGUUGCUGUCACAUCGAGAUCACUAAGCACGGGAUCAUCCGAUUCCACGGGUCCGAAGCUGAAGAAGAAAGCGAGCGAACCAUCAGUAAUAAACAGUGCAGAUCCCGAGGUCACUGAAUUGCCUACAAUCGAACCCUUUCAAGAUAUCGGAUUAAUCAACGACCUCUCCGACCCUAAAUCGGACCAGGCAAGACUUAUUCACAGUUUCUUUGCUACUCUUGGUCUUUGUCACACUGUCUUGGCCACAGAAGACGAGACGGGCACGAUUCAGUACAAAGCUCAGUCUCCUGACGAAUCUGCCCUUGUACAAGCUGCCGCAGAUGUAGGUUUUGUCUUUAGAGGUCGAGAAAGAAACGUACUGCGAUUGCAAGUGCCUUCGGACUUGGCCAAAACUCGAACCCGCAACACUGAAAUAAAUGAAUUUGAACUUUUAGAAGUCAAUGAAUUCACCAGUGCUCGAAAGAGGAUGAGCGUGGUUGUGCGAAGAUUGGAUUCAUCGGACGGUCGAACCAGAACAUCGACAGAUGGAUUACCUACCGGAGAAAUCUUUUUACUUGUCAAAGGAGCUGAUAACGUCAUUUUUGAAAGAUUGGGAUCAGGUCAAGAUGAAAUCAAGAAAAAAACAGAUGAUCAACUUGAAGAAUUCGCUGAUCAGGGACUACGGACACUUUGCUUAGCUUGUCGACAAUUGAAAGAGGAUGAGUUUUUAAGCUGGUCGAGCAAAUAUACAACAGCUUGUUCACAAGUUGGACCUGAGAGAGAAAAAGAUAUUGAAGCGGUUCAAGAUGAAUUAGAACACAGUUUGCACUUGUUAGGUGCCACUGCUAUUGAGGACAAACUUCAAGAUGGUGUUCCUGAGACUAUUGCUGAAUUGAAACGUGCUGGUAUCAAGGUUUGGGUGGCUACGGGUGAUAAGUUGGAAACAGCUGUUGCUAUCGCUCGGUCGUGCAAUCUGAUUGCGAAAGAUAUGAACUUGAUCGUCAUCCGAGGUGGUGCUUAUGGAACAAGGUCAUCAACUUACAGUCAAAUGAGAAAAGCUUUAGUGGAUUUUUUCGAUGCCGAUGAGUUAGUCGAAAACCUGAAAGAAAUGCCACCAGACUACGUUAUGAAUUCAGAGCGACGACCUUCGAGGUUUUCAACCCACUCCCAAGCACAACCAGGGGAGGAGCCAAUUGAUCUACACGAUAUCGUCGGUGAAGAUAACGGCAAUCGUCAAGGUGGAUAUGGGCUUGUUAUCGAUGGUGCAUCUUUACAUCAUGCAUUUGAGGAAGCUUUCACCAAAGAAAUUUUACUUGAACUAUCGACUCGAUGCCAAGCUGUAGUCUGUUGUCGUACUUCACCCAAACAAAAGGCCGAAAUCGUAAGUUUGGUAAAAGACGGUACAAAUUCCAUGACUUUAGCUAUAGGUGACGGAGCAAAUGAUGUAUCAAUGAUACAAGCUGCUGAUAUAGGAAUUGGAGUAUCAGGUGAAGAAGGAUUACAAGCUGUGAAUUCGUCUGAUUAUGCUAUUGGGCAAUUCCGUUAUCUCUCAAGAUUAUUGUUUGUUCAUGGACAUUGGUCUUAUGAUCGAAAUUCGAGGAUGAUUUUGAAUUUCUUUUAUAAAGAAAUCAUUGGAAUCUCUGUACUUUGGUUUUUUCAAUUUUGGUGUGCUUACUCGACGACGACUUACUAUGAAUAUACAUAUCUCUUGUUCUACAACGUGUUCUGGACUUUACUGCCUGUCCUUGGAAUCGGAAUUUUUGAUCAAGAUAUUCGACAAAGAGUCUUAGUCUCUGUACCUGAACUUUAUUCGGUCGGAAGAGACGGAAAAUUAUUUGGAUUGAAGAAUUUCGCUUGGUACAUGGCCCAAGGGAUUUACCAAGGAGCAGUGUGUUACUUUUUCAUCUCGUUUGCUUACGACACCACCAGUCCAAGAUCAGAUGGGAUCGACGUGAAUAUCAAUGAAGUUUCGACAGUGGUGAUUGUGGCGGUGAUCAUCGCUUGCAAUGCUUUUCACGCCUUGAAUCAAUUUGCAUGGAAUACAUUUAUGACCGUCUUUGUCUUGGUGGGACCGGUCUUGAUCGUAUUGUACACGGCUGUAUACUCAGCUUUCAAACCUAGUUUCAUUUGGACAACCGUUUAUGGAAACAAUUACUAUCUAUGGGCUGCACCUUACUGGUGGUUCGGGAUCCUCUUCACUGUUGUUUUGUGCCUCUUACCAGGGUAUCUUGUCAAGUAUUAUCGGGAAAUGUACCAUCCAACUGAUCUAGAAAUCCUACGAUACAUUGACCGAAUCGACCCAGAGCAUGACUACAAAACUGAUCCUCAGAUGCCAUAUCUUCGAGAGCUUUCCAAAUAUGACAAUAACGAAGGAGGAAGGCCGAUGAUCAGGAAACAACCUACUCAUUCUAGUCUUGAACCGAGCCUAGCGCGUGUGGAACGCACUAGGACUUCGAUUAGUGUUACUCAUGAUAUGGCGACUGGUCAAGCUUCCCCGUCUGGAGUUGGAAGAGGGUUCGGAUUUGACCAAGCUGAUGGCGUUGGAGAGAUUGCCGUCGGGAAUCGGUUGAGAAGAUUUAAUUCUAGUCGACUGAGUAUUCCUGAAGCGACACCUCAGAGGGGGCAUGCGGCCUCAAAUAGUCGAGAUCGGAGUCGCUCCAUUCGUAUUGGAAAUCUAGAGAUCGGAGCAGGAGGUGUCAGAAUUGGAUCACCGCGAAAUUCACAUGGACACAAUAGCAAACUGGCGAAACGAAUCUCAGAUUUCAUUCAUCACCCUCGACCUAAGUCGAGUGGAAGCGAUCAUAGAACUAGAAUAAGUGACAGACCAGAAGAAGAAACUGAUGAAUCACAGAGAAGAACAGGAGAAGGUUUAAGUGUGAUUCUGGAUCCACCCACUGAAGAUCUUGAACCGAGAAGAGAAUUAAAUCAAAGUACUAAUCAAAGGAAUCCAAAUCGAUUAUCAUCAGGUCUUGCAUCAAACUCAUUGAAUCCACCUUCUUUUCCUUCUUUAAAUUCAUCAAUGGUCUUAUCUGAUCGACAUGAUGAGGAACAUGAAGAAGAAGAUACUUCAUAG